UGCUGCAGCCACAUUCUGGCUCUCGUUUGGCCAGCACUUGACCAUCGAUACUGUUCAUCUAAAACCAUACGCGGCUUUGGAUCCCGUGUCCAACCUGUAGCCGUAAAGCUCGUGUCCGAGGCCUUGGUGGAAAGCGCGAUCGAACCUAUGGCGCUGUGGCAAGUAACGUUGUCCUUGGCCGUCAGGAUUCGUGCCUAG
Messenger RNA from Botrytis fragariae, 198 nucleotides. RefSeq lists its product as uncharacterized. The transcript is spliced from 2 exons. The record is from RefSeq and is a predicted model, not a curated record. Lineage: Eukaryota; Fungi; Ascomycota; Leotiomycetes; Helotiales; Sclerotiniaceae. The annotation marks the transcript as partial.